AUGCCUCUAACGCCACGCGUAUCCAUCAGAUCAUUCCUCUCCUCCGCCAAAUCCGCGCUGCAGAAUGUGACCCAGCAAUCUCCGCCCUUAACCUUCGUCGUGGGCAACGAAGCAGCAGACCUCGACUCCAUCUGCAGUGCAAUAGUCCUUGCCUACCUCCGAACCUACGCUUCGUCGCCAUCAAACACAAAUACCCUCUACAUCCCGCUCACGAACAUCCCACGCGCCGAUCUCACGCUCCGCCCCGAGCUCCUCCCUGUUCUCCGGCGCGCACAGCUUCAGCCUAGCGAUUUAAUCACACGCUCCGAAGUGCGUUUCCUGUCAGAAGAAUCCUCGCGCCACGCGUCCGAGCAGUCGAGAUGGCUGCUCGUUGACCACAAUGCCCUGCUGGGUGCGCUCGGCAAGGUCUACAGCAGCAGAGUUGUGGGAUGCAUAGACCACCACGACGAAGAGGGGAAGGUGCCGCGGGACUGCGGUGGUGAACCCCGGGUUGUGAAGAGGAGUGGAAGCUGUGCGAGUCUGGUGGUGGAGUACUGCCGAGAAGCGUGGGAUACCAUGUCCGCCAGGUCCAAGUCUGCCGAGACGGCGAAAUGGGACGCGGAAUUGGCUAGAGUUGCCCUGGGACCAGUGCUGAUCGAUACGUCGAACUUGGGGAACGCAGCCAAGACUACUGAUGUCGAUGUGGAGGCUGUGGAGUACCUCAAGACCUGGAUCUCGGCUGGGGAGAGCGAAGAUUUUGACGCGGAUGAGUAUUACAAGGAAAUCUGGACUGCGGAGAGGGAUGUGGGUGGCUUCAGUUUGGCAGAUUUAUUGAGGAAGGAUUUCAAGGCGUGGACAGAGACUGGAAUCAACCUGGGCGUUUGCUCUGUUGUCACGGACAUGAUAUCUUUAGUCGGGAAGGCUCCGAGCCCUAAUGCUUUCCUCGACUGUGUGAGGAAGUUCUCCGAGGAGCGGUGUCUUUCGAUUUGCUGUGUCAUGACUAGAUCGUCGAAGGGCAGAGAGUUGCUGGUCUGGGGACUCGAUGAGAAGGGCGUCGAGACGUGCAAGAAGUUCGAAGCCAAGUUUGGGGAGAAUCUCGGGCUUGAGGCUUGGACGGACGGAGACUUGAAUGAAUCUGCAGAUGGGACCUGGCGCAAGUGUUGGAACCAGUCUAGGGUCGAGAACAGUCGGAAGCAGGUGGCUCCGAUGCUGAGAGAUUCGAUGCAUUGA
Molecule: messenger RNA, 1209 nt
Organism: Drepanopeziza brunnea f. sp. 'multigermtubi' MB_m1
Lineage: Eukaryota; Fungi; Ascomycota; Leotiomycetes; Helotiales; Drepanopezizaceae
Cellular component (GO): cytoplasm
Molecular function (GO): exopolyphosphatase activity
Source: RefSeq, a predicted model, not a curated record